AUGGAGUGUGUCCUAAAACUGGCUUCUGAGAAGGCUGUAGUGAUCUUCAGCAAGAGCACGUGCUGCAUGUGCCAUGCCAUCAAGAGGCUGUUCUACGAGCAAGGAGUGAGCCCGGAAAUUUAUGAACUCGACGAGCAGCCCAACGCACUUGAAGAAAUCGAGAAUGCCCUAAAGAGGCUCGGCUGCACCCCGUUGGUUCCCGCCGUAUUUGUUGGAGGCAAAUUUGUCGGCUCCGCCAAAGAUCUCCUAACUCAGCACCUAGACGGGUCGCUUAAUAAGAGGCUUAAAGAUGCCGGAGCGCUUUGGCUUUGA
Andrographis paniculata is the source of this 312-nucleotide messenger RNA. Its product is annotated as monothiol glutaredoxin-S10-like. Lineage: Eukaryota; Viridiplantae; Streptophyta; Magnoliopsida; Lamiales; Acanthaceae. The record is from RefSeq and is a predicted model, not a curated record. The transcript has a single exon. Bases 1 to 312 code for a protein of 103 amino acids.